CCAGGAGGUCUAUUUCAGUGGCUAUACUCCUUUAAAGGACCGAGAUUGGGACAUCGCCCUAUCUGAGUCUUACUCGACCAAGAAUUGCGGUCGUUGGACACAAAAUACCGAUGCUCGAACUAAUCCAGGCAAUUCUGAAACAGGCGGUACCUUGGUUCUGCAUGAAGCCUGGACUGUGUAUUGGAAUAAAUCCGACACUUCAACGUUGACGCCGCAGCUGCUGACCUUGACCAACAAUAUGAAUGUCCCGACUUGGACUCCUGUAGAUGAGAUUCCCGAUGGCAAUUGGGAUAGGACACCCCCCAGACGAUGGACCAGCCUCAAAGGGCGGAGGGAAGUUCCUGGUAAUCGGUUUGCCUAUGAUUGGGGUAUUUGUUCUUGUCGUCGUCGUUAUCUGUUAUGUACGGUGCUUCAGGCGCCGGAACAGGAGGCCAGUAAAUGGAGUGCGCCGGAAUUGAACUUGACAAUGCCAGGCAAUUCGAGCCUGAACUUUGAUACCUCAACUCUAAUGCUUAUAUCUUUAUGAUAAUGCUUAGUGGCAUUUAUAUGUUCUUCCCAG
This is a messenger RNA of Fusarium redolens, 559 nucleotides long. RefSeq lists its product as uncharacterized. The transcript has a single exon. Bases 239 to 526 code for a protein of 95 amino acids. The record is from RefSeq and is a predicted model, not a curated record. Lineage: Eukaryota; Fungi; Ascomycota; Sordariomycetes; Hypocreales; Nectriaceae.